Lactuca sativa (garden lettuce) is the source of this 4328-nucleotide messenger RNA. RefSeq lists its product as uncharacterized. Gene Ontology annotation, molecular function: protein binding; ATP binding; protein kinase activity. Gene Ontology annotation, biological process: protein phosphorylation. NCBI's taxonomy places the organism in Eukaryota, Viridiplantae, Streptophyta, Magnoliopsida, Asterales, Asteraceae. The record is from RefSeq and is a predicted model, not a curated record.
UUGCCUUGCAGAAUUUUGGGUUACACCGAUAUUUAUUGUUCUAAGAUAAAAGGCUUAAUGCAUGUCAUGACAGAUACGAUUCAAAGUGUAAUACACUCCUUUGUGGAAAAAUAUGACACUGCUUCUAACGUAAAAGACACUCCUUGUGGAAAAAAUAAGACGUUGCCCAAAUUUCCUUUUCCAGUACCUGAAAAUAAGAGAAAAAGGUAGCUCAAGUAUAAAUAAGGACACACAAACCAUCGUUUUUGACAAAGCAACAUCGCAAACAAAAAUAAUGUCUUCAUCAAACUUCUUAUUUUUCUCUCUUGUUCUACUAAUCAUCACACUCUCCCCCAUACCAAAUUCUGCUUCUGCUUCUGCUUCUUUGAAGGAAGCCAAUGUUCUUCUUAAAUGGAAAACAAGCCUUCAAAUCCCAAACAACUCCUUGCUCUCUUCAUGGAUUCCCCUCCCUAUGAAUUCCAGUGCAUCAAUUCCGUGCACUUCUUGGCUGGGAGUAGUUUGCAAUGCUGAUUGGAGAAUUCAGAGGUUGAACCUCAGUUCAUCUGACUUAAAAGGUACACUCCACCAAUUUCCAUUCUCUUUGCUACAAAAUCUUACACAUCUUGAUCUCGGUAUAAACAACUUCUUUGGCCCCAUUCCACCAGAAAUUAGCCUCCUGUCCAAACUUGUCUAUCUUGAUCUUUCAGAGAAUAAGUUUUCUGGAGUAAUCCCACCUGAAAUUGGAAACCUGCACCAGCUAACCAUCUUAUACCUAUCCUCAAACAAUAUAUAUGGCUCCAUUCCUUCAUCAUUAGGUGAUUUAACAUCUUUGACUGCCCUUUAUUUGCACAAAAAUCAACUCUCAGGUCCCAUUCCUGUUGAACUUGGGAAUUUGAGGUCUCUCACUGGUUUAGCCAUGUACUCCAAUCAACUUAGUGGUUAUAUUCCUUCAUCUUUAGGUGAUUUAACAUCUUUGGAUGUCCUUUAUUUGCACGAAAAUCAACUCUCUGGUCCCAUUCCUGUUGAACUUGGGAAUUUGAGGUCUCUCACUGGUCUAGCCAUGUACUCCAAUCAACUUAGUGGUUCUAUUCCUUCAUCAUUGGGUGAGUUGACAUCUUUGAACAUCCUUUAUUUGUACAACAAUCAACUCUCUGGUCCCAUACCAAUUGAACUUGGGAAUUUGAAAUCUCUUGCUAAUCUUUCGUUAAGAGACAAUCAGCUUAGUGGUUCUAUUCCGUCCUCAUUGGGUGAGUUGACAUCUUUGAAAAUCCUUUAUUUGUACAAAAAUCAACUCUCUGGUCUCAUUCCUGUUGAACUUGGGAAUUUGAGGUCUCUCAUUGGUCUAGGCAUGUACUACAAUCAACUUAGCGGUUCUAUUCCUUCAUCAUUGGGUGAGUUGACAUCUUUGAACAUCCUUUAUUUGUACAACAAUCAACUCUCUGGUCCCAUACCAAUUGAACUUGGGAAUUUGAAAUCUCUUGCUAAUCUUUCGUUAAACGACAAUCAGCUUAGUGGUUCUAUUCCGUCCUCAUUGGGUGAUUUGACAUUUUUGACUGACCUUUAUUUGGGCCAAAAUCAACUCUCUGGUUCCAUUCCUAUUGAACUUGGGAAUUUAAAGUCUCUCACUGAUCUUGAGGUGAGCUACAAUCAACUUAGUGGUUCUAUUCCAUCAACAUUAGGUCAUUUGACAUCUUUGAAUGUCCUUCGUUUGAACCAAAAUCAACUUUCUGGUCCCAUUCCUGCUGAGCUCGGGAAUUUGAAGUUUCUCACUGUUCUUGAUAUGAGUCACAAUCAUCUUAGUGGUUCUAUUCCUUCAUCACUAGCAAACCUUAGCAACCUACAGAUUUUGUACCUUUAUGAGAAUAGAUUAUCUGGUCCAAUUCCUACUGAACUUGGGAAUUUAAAGUCUCUCGUUGAUCUUGAGGUGAGUUACAAUCAACUGAGUGGUUCUAUUCCAUCAACAUUGAGUCAGUUGACAUCUUUGAAUUACCUUUAUUUGCACCACAAUCAACUCUCUGGUCCCAUUCCUACUGAACUUGGGAAAUUGAAUUCUCUUUUGUAUCUUGAGCUGAGCGUAAAUCGACUUAGUGGUUCUAUUCCUUCAUCAUUAGCAAACCUGAGCAACCUACAGGAUCUGGACCUACGUGUGAAUAAACUUUCUGGUAGUAUUCCACAAGGAUUAGGAAGUCUAGACUUGACUCGCCUUCAACUAAAUGGAAAUCAAUUGUCUGGUCAUUUGCCUGAAGAUUUGUGCUAUGGGGGGAAGCUUCAGAAUUUCACGGUACAUGAUAAUCAACUAACUGGUCCUAUUCCAAGAGGCUUAAGAAAUUGUGCUAGCUUAAUAAGAGCUGAUUUUAGUCAUAAUCAAUUCAUUGGAGAUAUAUCAAAUAGCUUUGGGAUAUAUCCUAGCUUAUAUUCCCUUAGUAUCAGUCACAAUAAAUUUCACGGGCAGCUUUCUCAAAACUGGAGUAAAUGUAAGAAUUUGACAUCCUUAGUGAUGGCUUAUAACAACAUCAGUGGUAGCAUCCCACCAGAGUUUGGAAAUUCAACUCAACUACAAAAGCUUAUACUCUCUUCAAAUCAUUUGACUAGUGAGAUCCCAAAGGAGUUUGGGAAGAUGAAAAGGAUGCUGAAAUUGUACUUGUCUGAUAACCAACUUUCAGGUAUUAUACCGCCGGAGUUCGGAAUGUAUGAACUCCUUGAAGAACUCGAUCUCUCUAGAAAUAGAUUGAAUGGGUCGAUACCAAAAAGUAUUGGUCAUUGGGAACACAUCCACAACUUGAAUCUUAGUAACAACAAGCUCAGUGAGAAAAUUCCAUCCGAGAUUGGUAAAUUACUUCAACUUAAUGAACUUGAUUUAUCACAGAAUUUGCUCACAGAAGAGAUACCAUCUGAAGUUCAAAGUUUGCAAAGUUUGCAAAAACUGGAUCUUUCUCACAAUCGACUAUCUGGUUCUAUUCCUGAAGCUUUUACAAGUUUGCCUCACGGGAUUGAUAUCAACCUUUCUUACAAUGAGCUCUCAGGUCCAGUUCCCCAAAGCCCCAACUUUGUGAAUGCGUCCAUACAAGGCAAUCCAGGUUUGUGUGGAAAUGUUACGGGGGUGAAACUUUGUGCAAGUCAACUUAUGAAGAAGAAAAAAGAUCUCUUCCAUCAUCAGCUCAUCCUUGUAAUUAUGCUCCCUCUUAUUGGGGCAAUUUUACUUGGUUCUUUCAUGUGUGGUCUCAUUGCUUAUCGGAAACAAAAGAGUCAUUCUCCACAGAAACCAUUGAACAAAGAAAGUGGUGAUUAUUUCACCAUUACAAGUUUUGAUGGAAAAGUAGUGUAUGAUGAUGUCCUGAAGGCAACAAAUGAUUUCGAUGAAGCAUAUUGUAUUGGGACUGGAGGAUAUGGUAUUGUUUACAAAGCCGAGCUACAACCUAACAUUUUUGUAGCUGUCAAGAAACUUCAUUCAUCAUCUGAGAAUGUUGAUCAUAAUGGAUUCCUUAAUGAGAUACGAGCAUUAACGAACAUAAGACAUCGGAACAUAGUGAAACUUUAUGGAUAUUGCUCCCAUGCUCGCCACUCAUUUUUGAUUUAUGAAUACCUUGAAAAGGGAAGCCUUGGAUCAUUCUUAAGAAGUGAUGUUUUAGUACAAGAACUGGAUUGGUUGAAAAGGGUAAAUAUUGUAAAGGCUGUAGCUAAUGGUUUGGCUUAUAUGCAUCACGAUUGCACACCACCUAUAAUUCAUAGAGACAUUUCCAUUGCCAACAUCCUUCUUGAUUCUGAUUAUGAGGCGCAUAUUUCUGAUUUUGGCACAUCCAAGCUUUUAAAGCUAGACUCAUCCAAUUGGACUGCAAUUGCUGGUACCUAUGGUUAUAUCGCACCAGAGCUUGCUUAUACAAUGGUGGCAACCGAGAAAUGUGAUGUGUAUAGCUUUGGGAUUGUUGCACUAGAAGUGAUUAUGGGAAAGCAUCCCGGUGAACUGCCAACAUUGUCUGCGGAUUAUCUGGUGUUAUCAAAUGUAGGAGAUAGUCGGAUUCCACUUCCUUCACCACAAGUUGAGAAACAAGUAAAUUUGGUACUCAAUCUCGCAAGAGCAUGUUUGAACUCAAAUCCAAAAGAAAGGCCAACAAUGCGCCAAGUUUCAAAUCAGUUCAUGAAGGAUCUGCUUUUAAUUGACAUCUCUGGUUCCCUGAUACUGUGUACUUCCAAUGUGUAAUUUUCUUAAGUUUCUUAUGAUGCAUCCUGAUUAUAUGUAUUAUUUUGAAUGCCUAAUGGUUAAAAACAUUUCAUAUGUUUUAUAGCACCCUGUAGUAUAGCUAUAAUGUGGAGAUUUGUAUACUGUGUAUGUGAUCCUGUUUGAGCAAAGA